This is a messenger RNA of Aethalodelphis obliquidens (Pacific white-sided dolphin), 7792 nucleotides long. RefSeq names its product myosin heavy chain 10 (gene MYH10). The transcript is spliced from 40 exons. The record is from RefSeq and is a predicted model, not a curated record. Gene Ontology annotation, molecular function: actin filament binding; ATP binding; microfilament motor activity. Gene Ontology annotation, biological process: regulation of cell shape; mitotic cytokinesis; actomyosin structure organization. Gene Ontology annotation, cellular component: myosin filament; myosin II complex; cytoplasm. The coding region runs from base 233 to 6280 and encodes 2015 amino acids. Lineage: Eukaryota; Metazoa; Chordata; Mammalia; Artiodactyla; Delphinidae.
CUGCGGCCGUGGCACACCUGCCCCGCGGUCCGCACGGCCGAGGCCGCUGCGGGAUCCGCACCCUCUGCCCCGCGGAAUCGCGGGGCACCCAGCCAGCCGCAGCUGUCCAUCUCCUCCCGAGCCAGCCAAUCGCCCGCGACUGCCCCGGCCGCACCUCCCGGAAUCUCUGACGGGCGUGCGGCUCAGCCUAUGAGAUGGGGGCCUCGGAGGCCUGGGCUGGGAGCGGGAGCCAAUGAGCAUCAUUUCAGAGGCAGUCGCUCUUGGAUCCCUUCUGUUCACAAUGGCACAGAGAACUGGACUUGAAGAUCCGGAGAGGUAUCUCUUUGUGGACAGGGCGGUCAUCUACAACCCUGCCACUCAGGCGGAUUGGACGGCUAAAAAGCUAGUGUGGAUUCCAUCAGAACGCCAUGGUUUCGAGGCAGCUAGUAUCAAAGAAGAGCGGGGAGAUGAAGUCAUGGUGGAGUUGGCGGAGAAUGGAAAGAAAGCAAUGGUCAACAAAGAUGAUAUUCAGAAGAUGAACCCACCUAAGUUUUCCAAGGUGGAGGAUAUGGCAGAAUUGACGUGCUUGAACGAAGCUUCUGUUUUGCAUAAUCUGAAGGAUCGUUACUAUUCAGGACUUAUCUAUACAUAUUCUGGACUCUUCUGUGUAGUCAUAAAUCCUUACAAGAAUCUUCCCAUUUACUCUGAGAAUAUUAUUGAAAUGUACAGAGGGAAGAAGCGUCACGAGAUGCCUCCACACAUCUAUGCCAUAUCUGAAUCUGCUUACAGAUGCAUGCUUCAAGAUCGUGAGGACCAGUCAAUUCUUUGCACGGGUGAAUCGGGUGCCGGGAAGACAGAAAAUACUAAGAAAGUCAUUCAGUACCUUGCUCAUGUCGCUUCUUCACACAAAGGACGAAAGGACCAUAAUAUUCCUGGGGAACUUGAACGGCAGCUUUUGCAAGCAAAUCCAAUCCUGGAAUCAUUUGGAAACGCAAAGACUGUGAAAAAUGAUAACUCAUCUCGUUUUGGCAAGUUUAUUCGGAUCAACUUUGACGUAACUGGCUAUAUCGUUGGGGCCAACAUUGAAACAUACCUUCUGGAAAAAUCUCGUGCUGUCCGUCAAGCAAAAGAUGAACGUACUUUUCAUAUCUUUUACCAAUUGUUAUCUGGAGCAGGAGAACAUCUGAAGUCUGAUUUGCUCCUUGAAGGAUUUAAUAACUACAGAUUUCUCUCCAAUGGCUAUAUUCCUAUUCCGGGACAGCAAGACAAAGAUAACUUUCAAGAGACAAUGGAAGCAAUGCAUAUAAUGGGCUUCUCCCACGAAGAGAUUCUGUCAAUGCUUAAAGUGGUAUCUUCAGUGCUACAGUUCGGAAAUAUUUCUUUCAAAAAGGAGCGAAACACUGAUCAAGCUUCCAUGCCGGAGAAUACAGUUGCCCAGAAACUCUGCCAUCUUCUGGGCAUGAAUGUGAUGGAGUUCACUCGGGCUAUUCUCACCCCCCGGAUCAAGGUCGGCCGAGACUACGUGCAGAAAGCACAGACCAAAGAACAAGCAGAUUUUGCAGUAGAAGCUUUGGCAAAAGCUACCUAUGAGCGGCUCUUCCGCUGGCUCGUACACCGCAUCAACAAAGCUCUGGAUAGGACCAAACGGCAAGGGGCGUCUUUCAUUGGAAUCCUGGAUAUCGCUGGAUUUGAGAUUUUUGAGCUGAACUCCUUCGAGCAGCUGUGCAUCAACUACACCAACGAGAAGCUGCAGCAGCUCUUCAACCACACCAUGUUCAUCCUGGAGCAGGAGGAGUACCAGCGCGAGGGCAUCGAGUGGAACUUCAUCGACUUCGGGCUGGACCUGCAGCCGUGCAUCGACCUCAUCGAGAGACCCGCUAACCCUCCUGGCGUGCUGGCCCUUUUGGAUGAAGAGUGCUGGUUCCCUAAAGCCACAGAUAAGACCUUUGUUGAAAAACUAGUUCAAGAGCAAGGGUCCCACUCCAAGUUUCAGAAACCUCGUCAACUGAAAGACAAAGCUGACUUUUGCAUUAUACAUUAUGCAGGGAAGGUGGACUAUAAGGCGGACGAGUGGCUGAUGAAGAAUAUGGACCCCCUGAAUGACAACGUGGCCACCCUCCUGCAUCAGUCCUCCGACAGAUUUGUGGCAGAGCUCUGGAAGGAUGUGGACCGGAUCGUGGGUCUGGACCAAGUGACGGGGAUGACGGAGACAGCUUUUGGCUCUGCCUAUAAAACCAAGAAGGGCAUGUUCCGUACAGUCGGGCAGCUCUACAAAGAAUCUCUCACCAAGCUGAUGGCGACGCUCCGCAACACCAACCCUAACUUCGUGCGCUGCAUCAUUCCAAACCACGAGAAGCGGGCUGGGAAACUGGACCCGCACCUAGUGCUGGAUCAGCUUCGCUGCAACGGUGUCCUGGAAGGGAUCCGAAUCUGUCGCCAGGGAUUCCCCAACCGGAUUGUCUUCCAGGAAUUCAGACAGAGAUACGAGAUCCUAACUCCAAAUGCUAUUCCUAAGGGCUUUAUGGAUGGCAAACAGGCUUGUGAGCGCAUGAUCCGGGCUUUAGAAUUGGACCCAAACUUGUACAGGAUCGGACAGAGCAAGAUAUUUUUCAGAGCUGGAGUUCUGGCACACUUAGAGGAAGAAAGAGAUUUAAAAAUUACCGAUAUCAUUAUCUUCUUUCAGGCUGUUUGCAGAGGUUACUUAGCCAGAAAGGCCUUCGCCAAGAAGCAGCAGCAGCUGAGCGCCCUGAAGGUGCUGCAGCGCAACUGCGCCGCGUACCUGAAGCUGCGGCACUGGCAGUGGUGGCGCGUCUUCACCAAGGUGAAGCCGCUCCUACAAGUCACUCGCCAAGAGGAGGAACUCCAGGCCAAAGACGAAGAGCUGCUGAAGGUGAAGGAGAAGCAGACGAAGGUGGAAGGGGAGCUGGAGGAGAUGGAGAGGAAGCACCAACAGCUGCUAGAAGAGAAGAAUAUCCUGGCAGAGCAACUACAAGCAGAGACUGAGCUCUUUGCUGAAGCAGAAGAGAUGAGGGCAAGACUUGCCGCUAAGAAGCAGGAAUUAGAAGAGAUUCUCCAUGACUUGGAGUCUAGGGUUGAAGAAGAAGAAGAAAGAAACCAAAUCCUCCAAAAUGAGAAGAAGAAAAUGCAAGCACACAUCCAGGACCUGGAGGAGCAGCUGGACGAGGAGGAGGGGGCUCGCCAGAAACUGCAGCUGGAGAAGGUGACGGCAGAGGCCAAGAUCAAGAAGAUGGAAGAGGAGAUUCUGCUUCUCGAGGACCAAAAUUCCAAAUUUAUCAAAGAAAAGAAACUCAUGGAAGAUCGCAUUGCUGAGUGUUCCUCUCAGCUGGCUGAAGAGGAAGAAAAGGCAAAAAACCUGGCCAAGAUCAGGAAUAAGCAGGAAGUGAUGAUCUCAGACUUAGAAGAGCGCUUAAAGAAGGAGGAGAAGACCCGCCAGGAACUGGAAAAGGCCAAAAGGAAACUGGACGGUGAGACCACAGACCUGCAGGACCAGAUCGCCGAGCUCCAGGCGCAGAUUGACGAGCUCAAGAUCCAGGUGGCCAAGAAGGAGGAGGAGCUGCAGGGCGCCCUGGCCAGGGGUGACGACGAGACACUGCACAAGAACAACGCGCUUAAAGUCGUGCGAGAGCUGCAAGCCCAGCUUGCUGAGCUGCAGGAAGACUUUGAAUCCGAGAAGGCUUCGCGGAACAAGGCGGAAAAGCAGAAGAGGGACUUGAGUGAGGAGCUGGAAGCUCUGAAGACAGAGCUUGAGGACACGCUGGACACCACGGCAGCUCAGCAGGAACUGCGCACCAAACGUGAACAAGAAGUGGCAGAGCUGAAGAAAGCUCUCGAGGAGGAAACGAAGAACCACGAGGCUCAGAUCCAGGACAUGAGGCAGAGACACGCGACCGCCCUGGAGGAGCUGUCGGAGCAGCUAGAGCAGGCGAAGAGGUUCAAGGCAAAUCUGGAGAAGAACAAGCAGGGCCUGGAGACGGACAACAAGGAGCUGGCGUGCGAGGUGAAAGUGCUGCAGCAGGUCAAGGCCGAGUCUGAGCACAAGAGGAAGAAGCUGGACGCCCAGGUCCAGGAGCUCCACGCCAAGGUCUCGGAAGGAGACAGACUCAGGGUGGAACUGGCCGAGAAAGCGAAUAAGUUACAGAAUGAAUUGGAUAAUGUCUCAACUCUUCUAGAAGAAGCAGAGAAAAAGGGUAUUAAGUUUGCCAAGGACGCAGCUGGUCUUGAGUCUCAACUCCAGGACACACAGGAGCUUCUUCAGGAAGAGACACGCCAAAAACUGAACCUGAGCAGUCGGAUCCGGCAGCUGGAGGAGGAGAAGAACAGCCUCCAGGAGCAGCAGGAGGAGGAGGAAGAGGCCAGGAAGAACCUGGAAAAGCAGGUGCUGGCCCUGCAGGCCCAGUUGACAGAUACCAAGAAGAAAGUAGAUGAUGACCUGGGGACAAUUGAAAGUUUGGAAGAAGCCAAGAAGAAGCUCCUUAAAGACGUGGAAGCACUGAGCCAGCGCCUGGAGGAGAAGGCCCUGGCCUACGACAAGCUGGAGAAGACCAAGAACCGCCUGCAGCAGGAGCUUGAUGACCUGCUGGUGGACCUGGACCACCAGCGCCAGAUCGUCUCCAACUUGGAGAAGAAGCAGAAGAAGUUCGAUCAGCUGUUAGCAGAAGAGAAGAAUAUCUCUGCCCGCUACGCGGAAGAGCGAGACCGGGCCGAAGCAGAGGCCAGAGAGAAGGAAACCAAAGCCCUGUCCCUGGCCCGUGCCCUUGAGGAGGCCCUGGAGGCCAAGGAAGAGUCUGAGCGGCAGAACAAGCAGCUGCGGGCAGACAUGGAGGACCUGAUGAGCUCCAAGGACGACGUGGGCAAGAACGUUCAUGAACUUGAAAAAUCCAAACGGGCCCUAGAACAGCAGGUGGAGGAAAUGAGGACCCAGCUGGAAGAGCUGGAAGAUGAGCUUCAGGCUACAGAAGACGCCAAGCUUCGCCUGGAGGUCAACAUGCAGGCCAUGAAGGCCCAGUUCGAGAGGGACUUGCAGACCAGAGAUGAGCAGAACGAGGAAAAGAAGCGGCUGCUCAUUAAACAGGUGCGGGAGCUGGAGGCUGAGCUGGAGGAUGAGCGGAAACAGCGGGCCCUUGCUGUGGCUUCAAAGAAGAAAAUGGAAAUAGACCUGAAGGACCUGGAAGCUCAAAUCGAGGCUGCAAACAAAGCUAGGGAUGAAGUGAUCAAGCAGCUCCGCAAACUUCAGGCUCAGAUGAAGGACUACCAACGUGAAUUAGAAGAAGCUCGUGCAUCCCGGGAUGAGAUUUUUGCUCAGUCCAAAGAGAGUGAAAAGAAACUGAAGAGUCUGGAAGCAGAAAUCCUUCAACUGCAGGAGGAACUUGCCUCAUCUGAGCGAGCCCGCCGACACGCCGAGCAGGAGAGAGAUGAGCUGGCGGACGAGAUCGCCAACAGCGCCUCUGGCAAGUCUGCGCUGCUGGAUGAGAAGCGGCGUCUGGAGGCACGGAUAGCACAGCUGGAGGAGGAGCUUGAAGAGGAGCAGAGCAACAUGGAGUUGCUCAACGACCGCUUCCGCAAGACCACGCUGCAGGUGGGCACGCAGCGGCCGCCCCAGGGAGGGCCGCGCCGUCCCCGCACGACUGACCCAUCUCCUCUCCAGGUGGACACGCUGAACGCAGAGCUGGCGGCCGAGCGCAGCGCCGCCCAGAAGAGCGACAAUGCGCGCCAGCAGCUGGAGCGGCAGAACAAGGAGCUGAAGGCCAAGCUGCAGGAGCUGGAGGGUGCUGUCAAGUCCAAGUUCAAGGCCACCAUCUCAGCCCUGGAAGCCAAGAUUGGGCAGUUGGAGGAGCAGCUUGAGCAGGAGGCCAAGGAAAGAGCAGCCGCCAACAAACUAGUCCGUCGCACCGAGAAGAAGCUGAAGGAAAUCUUCAUGCAGGUCGAGGAUGAACGCCGCCACGCCGACCAGUAUAAAGAACAGAUGGAGAAGGCCAACGCCAGGAUGAAGCAGCUCAAACGGCAGCUGGAGGAAGCAGAGGAAGAAGCCACACGUGCCAACGCGUCUCGGCGCAAACUCCAGCGGGAACUGGAUGACGCCACCGAGGCCAACGAGGGCCUGAGCCGCGAGGUCAGCACGCUGAAGAACCGGCUGAGGCGAGGAGGCCCGAUCAGCUUCUCCGCCAGCCGAUCUGGCCGGCGCCAGCUGCACAUCGAGGGCGCUUCCCUGGAGCUGUCGGAUGACGACACAGAAAGUAAGACCAGUGAUGUCAAUGAGACGCAGCCGCCCCAGUCUGAGUAGAUCCGAGGAAGCCGGCGGAGGCGAUACCGAGGGACAGGCAGGAAGCCCCCCAGCGCCCCGGCCUUGGGGCCCCCUGCAGAUCUGGGGGACUGGCGAACCGCACGACUCCUGAGAGAUCAACUGUGUCUUAAGGACUUGCAGCCUACACGACUGUCUCCUGCUUCAGAUUUAGGUACAAUUGCUCCCCUUUUUAUAUAUAUAUAUAUAUAUAUAUAUAUACACAAAACCUACACAUACUAAACAGAUCGUCUCAUGAUUGCGUCUAUUUUCCAUAUAUCCAUCAAGAGACCAUUUUAUAAUACAUGUUAAGAAGAGAACCCUUUUUCGAACAAACUCUAGACCCCGUUGCCGGUCGCUGGGGCAGCCCCGGGGUUGCUGCCCAGUCGCUCUGCAUGCUCUGUCUUACGGACAGCUACCUUAACCUUAGUUCUGUGUUCAUGUGGCCCCUGCCUCCUCAGCCACGUCAAGUCUCUUAGAACGUUGUGGAACCUAAACUGCACUUGUAGCUCUCAUUUCCUUCAAAUAAUGAUCAACACUAUUUCAGUGAGCAAACUGUGAAAGGGGCUUUGGAGAGAUUAGGAGGGGUGGGUUGGAUGUGGGGAAGCGGCGUCCGUGUGGGGUGGCCAUGCCUACCUCCCUCGAGUCGUGGUGUGCCCCCUCUCUUCACGUGAACUGUCCUCGGCCCGGUCUGUGCAUAGGAAGAACAGCGGCCACCACCCAGCUGAGGCCCUGGGGGCAGCCAUCACAGUGACUGCAGGAGGGCCUCCGGAGGCCCCGGCUUCCCCCGUGUGCUCCUCGCUUCUGGAGCGAGCAGCUGCAGGCCCCGGAGCAGAAGCUCGGGCGAUACCCUCCCUCGCCAGCCAGGCUCUCAUGCUGACCUUGCAAAUUCAGCCGCUGCUUUGAGCCCAAAAUGGGAAUAUUGGUUUUGUGUCCGAGACUUGUUCCAAGUUUGUUGAUGAGGUUGACAGAACCUCGAGAACAGAUGCCACCUGCCUGAAUGUUGACAUGCCAGUGGAUGUGACUCCUUUUUGAUUUCUCCUUUCCCCUCCCCCCUGGGACAGUGUUACAGUGAACAUUUAGCAUUCUGUUUUUGGUUGCUAGUUAAUCAAACUGACAUUACAGAAAGUGCCUUAGACACUACAGUACUAAGACAAUGUUAAAUAUAUUAUUUGCCUCUGUAACAAUCUAAUGUAUUAAGUUUUGACUGUGCUUCAUAUAUCAUGUACCUCUCUAGUCAAAGUGGUAUUAUAAACAUUCAGUGACAAUGAAUCAGUGUUAAUUAUAAAUCCUUGAUCCUCUGCAACAUGCUUGAAAACACAAACCUUUUGGGUUAAAAGCUUUAACAUCUGUUAGGAAGAAUUUGUCAUGUGGGUUUGGAAUCUUUGAUUUUCCCCCUUUAUGAAUUGUACUGGCUGUUGACCACCAGACACCUGACUGCAAAUAUCUUUUCUUGUAUUCCCAUAUUUCUAGACAAUGAUUUUUGUAAGACAAUAAAUUUAUUCAUUAUAGAUA